AUGGCGGAAACCUCUAGCUCUCAUGAUCUCCACCAUGGAGAUCAUUCGCACGAUUCAAUCGAGUCUGUCACUGAGUGCAUACUGGGCCUUAGAAAAAGGGCAGACGACAAAGACCUCCCAGGCUUUGGCGGCUUGAUAGACGACUGGUUCAAUCCCGAUGUGGAUGUGGAUGAGGAACAGUUUAUCCGCCGUUUCCUACGCGUCUUCAAGCAAUCCGACAAAGAUUUCACCUACGAAGAUAUCAUAAAGGACUAUGACGAUGAUAUUCAAAGCAUCGUCAAUCAAUUUGUCGACGGCGGAAUCAAUGCCAAUGAAGCAGCCGAGAAAUACACUCCAUUUAUGACUCUCAAGGCUCCCAAGGGUAUUGUCCAGAAUCGCGGUCUCGCCAAUAUCAUUCCUGGAGAGCGGAACAUCCUGGAAGAACAUACUGGUCUCUUGAAGGCUCUUCCAACAUCCAUCCCAUCUCAAAUUCGGGGCUUGGUUGCCAAGAUUGCUCCGUCCUUGAAAGAUCCCAAGGAAUACUUGUAUAUCCCAUCCUUCAAACACCUCGAGUUUCAAAAUCAUGGUCGAACGGUCCGAUAUACUCCUACGAUUACAUGUGUGCCAAACACAGCACAGGAUGUUACGGAGAUCGUCAAGUAUGCCAAAAACAAGAACAUGGGCGUCCGAGUAUCAGGCUUCCGACAUUCAUGGUCCCCCGUAUUCGGCAGUUCUCGCAAACAGAAUGAAAACAAGAAGGGUGACAUCCUGAUUUCUACAUUGGGACUUGUCGAUGCAUCUAUCCUACCAAAUUUCACUUCUCUGCCCACCAACCUUUUUCAACCAGAGGCGAAAGAUCUCAAUUCGAUCAUGUUCGUCAGCCAUGAAUACGUCAAUGGCCCGGCUUUAUCCCACGGCAAAAGGUACGUCAGGCUCGGCACAUCGACUACCAACGAGCAGCUGAGGAGGUGGUGCGUGGGAACAGGGAAGGUGACUCUUCCAAUGCAAAUCAUUGAAGUGGAGAUUACAAUGGGUGGAAGUAAUGCGACGAUAUGUCAUGGAGCCGGCCUCAACAAUGCUACCCUCAGUGAUCUUGUCCGCUGCAUUGAAUACGUGGAUGCCAAUGGCGUUCUCCGCAAGAUCGACCUGUCCACCCCAGGAAUUUUGAGAGCCGCAGCAGGAUGUUUCGGAUUGAUCGGCGUUGUGACGCACCUUGUACUCGAAUUCGACCCGAUGUCUUGCGCCUUGAUGGAACCACGGAAAGUCGCCGUGGUGGAAGCAAUUCCACCACCCCCAGAUAUGAAGGAUUCAGAGAUACCCGCACCCCUACGGCCAAAGCACCCAUUAACCACCGAGCGCAAAGCUGAAAUCCAGAAGGAUUUCGAAGUCCGUGCCCUGACCCAUGAUUAUGCCGAAUGGUUCUGGUUUCCCUAUUCGAGCGAAGUCUGGGUCAAUACGUGGAAGAAGACAGAUGAUCUUACCGGCGCGGUGGACUAUCCAACCAAUGUGAAAACAGUGCUACAAGUUUUCGGCACCAUCAUGGUGAACGUGGCGCAAAACGCAUCCAUUCUCCUGAAUCUCACGCAAGCUCUGCCCGAGGUACAGACCAAACUUCUGACGUGGCUGACCAUGAAGAACCUGGAUGAUGUGGGAGCCCACGGUGAGAAGAUCAAAACGUGGGUUCCUGAUGCAAUCCACUUCCAAAGAGGCGUGCAGAACAUCCGCGUGCGAGAUCUCGAGAUCGAAUUCCCGUUACAGCCGAGAAUGACUCCUGGCACCACACCCCCUUCGGACGAAAGGUUCCAGCCCCACGAAGGCACGACGAAUACACCCUCGGAGCCCGCGAAACCAGAAGUCGACUUUAAAAUCGUACAACGCGCCUGGUGGGACGCCAUUCUGACGUGCUACCAAGAAAUCCAGACCUGCCCACAACGAAUGCCACUCGAGAUGCGUAUCAUGGCCGGAUCGGACGUGACACUAGCACCACAACGGGGCCACGCGUUUGGCACAUGCUCGAUCGAGAUCCUAACGCUACACAACGUCGCGGACAUCUGGCCGGCGUACGCGCAGAAAGUGCUCGACAAGUGGGCCAGCUACACAGGCACAGACGGCAGGCCGGUCGCCAUCCGCCCUCACUGGGCCAAGGAGUGGUACGGGUACAAGAUGAAGGGUCGGCCGUGGGAGCAGGUCUUGAAGUCUGAAACCAGGCUGGACGGCGGCUUUCGAGAGGAGUUCCGUGAGUGGAGAGAUCUCGUGGCCCAGCUGGCGAAGAGAGAUGGCUGGCGCGUCGCGGAUGCGAAGAAACGAUUUGGCAACGAGGCACUGAACGCUUUGGUUUGGGAUGAGAGUCUUCCUUUGAAGCCGACGACCGCCAUUCCUGCUGCCAAUGGUAAAACCACCACUCCUACUGCAAAUGGCGCACCGCUGGUCAAUCGCGGCACCGCAAAGACAAAUGGCCACGUUGCCAAUGGCAGGGCGAAUGGAGCCGUGAAGGGAUCCAGUGGUAAAAACGAUCCAAAGAGGAAGAAAGCGAGGCUUCUUAAGCGCCUCCUGGCAAAGAUCAAGGCCACUUUCUAG
Messenger RNA from Exophiala aquamarina CBS 119918, 2556 nucleotides. RefSeq lists its product as uncharacterized. Gene Ontology annotation, molecular function: D-arabinono-1,4-lactone oxidase activity; FAD binding. NCBI's taxonomy places the organism in Eukaryota, Fungi, Ascomycota, Eurotiomycetes, Chaetothyriales, Herpotrichiellaceae. Gene Ontology annotation, cellular component: mitochondrion. The coding region runs from base 1 to 2556 and encodes 851 amino acids. The record is from RefSeq and is a predicted model, not a curated record. The transcript has 5 exons.